Molecule: messenger RNA, 3447 nt
Organism: Peniophora sp. CBMAI 1063
Lineage: Eukaryota; Fungi; Basidiomycota; Agaricomycetes; Russulales; Peniophoraceae
Source: the annotation of a GenBank genome assembly
AUGCCCCCCUGCUACUGCCGAACGUACUCGUGCAAUGGCGCGACGCAGGCCAAGUCCACUCGCAAGGACCAUCUCAGGAAGGAUGAAGCCGCCGACCGUGCGGCUGCGCUGGCUGCUCUCAUCGCUCAGAACUCUCGAGCCGCCACAUCCUCAUCCGCCAUUCCGCCAUCUCACCCGGUGCAAGCUUCUCUCGGACAAGAGGACCGAGCACAGGACUUCCUGUCAUCUGAUUCAACACAUACAUUCCAAGACCCACCAAGCCCUCUGGAGCGUGGCAUGUCUGCCGCCGAACAACAUGCGGAGCGGGACGCCCGUCUAGAGGCCGAGGAACGGGGCCGAGCCCAUAUAGCCCGAGCUCGCGCUUCAGACAAUGCCCCUACAGCCGAGGACGACAUUGGGAGCCCAGCGGAUGAGGAUGAUGAGGAGGACGAGAUUGAGGAGCGGGAAGGGGAGGGAGGGGCUGGUUCGGAUGCGUCAAUUGCGCGUACACCCCCUACACGUCCGGAACCGCCAACCUCCGCAGGGCGGGAUCAACCAUCUGAGCGUAUUACCUGCGACCCUCGAUAUCCGGGCGAGAACGACGUUGACCCCUUCAUGCCAAAGGAGGCGACAACGCAAGCUCGGGAGUCCCUGUCACCUCAGGGUUCUGGCGGCGAGCGAGCGCGCUAUCUCUUGUAUCUGUUCGUGGCCUGGCUGCACACCCAGAGCAAGGUUGCCUUCAAGGCCUGUGCGGCAGCCUUGAUAGUCAUUGCACAGAUCGUAGUCCUUGCUGGUGGGACGUUUGAGGAUGUCCGCUCCCCAUUCCGCAGUCUGCCCUCCGUUCUCAACGCCUUGAAUAUCGAACCGGAGUUCAGUGUGCUACCGACAUGUCCCAAAUGCCUCGAACCCCACCCUGCAGAUCACCCUCGCACUGGAGACCUGUCCGUCUGCGCUCGUUGUCGUACACCCCUCUUCCAAUCAAAGCGACGACAUAAUCAGCAUCGAGCCGCAGACAGCAAGGUUCAUCAACCUGCGCUACAAUUCCCUCACAAGUCGAUUGAAUCUCAACUCCGGAACAUCAUUCCUCACGUCGAGGACGAUCUAGAUGCCUGGCGCCGCAAAGAACGUACAGCCGGAAAGUACAUAGAUGGCUUUGAUGGACGUAUUCCCUGCACUCUAGCGGCGCCCAAUGGUGUCCCCGGCCCUUUCUUUGUCAACCCGCUACCUGCGUCUGUGGAUGGUUCAGCACCAGAACUCCGGAUCGGUCUGACAGGCGGCUUGGAUUGGUUCUCCUAUCUCCGGAGCUUGAUAUCUGCUUCGCAUUCAUCCGGGCCAAUAUCUUUCAACAUCAUAAACCUUCUCGAUCCACAGAGAUACAGGGUCAUGAAUCUCGUCAUUGGGGGCAUCUUACCUGGCCCCAAAGAGCAAAACACCGAUGAAGUUCAGCGCUUCAUGCGCAUCUUCGUGAAUGAGCUGCUUCGCCUAUGGCAAGAUGGGUUUGUCAUGGAGACCCCUCGAUACCCUGGAGGGCGCUUAGUGAGAGUCAUCCUAAUCUGCAUCAUCUGCGACAAGCCUGCGGCGCACAAGGUCGGCGGUUUUGGAUCUCAUAGCCACACCUUCUUCUGCACGAGAUGCUGGAUACGUCAAUCGGACAAAGCAACUGCCGCCGCUUUCAGAGCAGGAGCGUUCGCUCCCCGAUCUCAUGAAGAGCAUGUACGACUCAUGCAGGAAUAUGCCCGCUGCGCCUCCCAGACAGCACGAGAUGAGUUUGUGAAGAAGUACGCGACACGCUGGUCGGAGUUGGCUCGCCUCCCAUACUUUGACAUCUGCCGCAUGAUCGUCAUAGAUCCCAUGCAUAAUCUCUUACUCGGCCUCGUCAAGACUCACUUCUAUCACAUCUGGGUUCAGCUCAAGGUCUUGCGCAAGACCAAGGAGCUUCGACGCUUUCACGAUAUCUUAUCUCAGAUGCAAAUACCGGGAUACCUCGGGCGCCUUCCAUCGCUUAUGGGCAUACCUGCGGGCGGUUCACUCACAGCUGACCAAUGGCUGAUUGCGGCCCUCAUAGUGCUCCCAAUUGCCCUACCGCAGAUCUGGGACGAGUACUGUACCGGCGAUCCGGAGAUUGUGCGCCUCCAACGUAUGAAGGACUUUGAGGCGUUGGCGGAGAAGCAAAAGGCCGCAAGGGCAGCUGCGAGGAAAGAGCGCGAAGCUGCUAAAGUGGCUGCUUCCGCCAAUGUGCGGCAGUCCACUCGAGUGCGGAAGAAGACCAAACGUGCGCAGUGGGUUGAUGACGUUCCAGAGGAGGAUAGGGCGUAUGAUGAAGCACACGGAGAGGAGGGCGCGCGUGAAAUUACUCGGGAUAUCUAUGCCGAAGAGGAAGGUUCUGCAGACGAGGACGACCAGCGCGCCCAUCCUAACCUUCAUCCCGACGACCCUGCGAACUUUGCAAAAUUGACAGAGUUUCUAGUUCUUGUCCUGGGAGAUGAAGUAACCGACGCUGAGAUUGACAAGGCCGACCGUCUCAUACGGGAGUAUUGCUCCGAGCUCAUUCAUCUCUAUGGUCCAGACAUUAUCCGACCAAAUCACCACUAUUCCACAUACGUCGCGGAGUGCAUGCGAGACUUUGGUCCUCUUCGCAACUUCUGGACGUUCCUCUUUGAGCGCAUCAACAAGAUACUCAAGAGCUACAACAGCGCCAAUCAUUCCGGUGGAGAACUUGAGGUGUCAUUCUUCCGAGAGUUUCACCGCACCGUACAACAAUCAAGAGCGCUUGCAACGGCUCGCCUCAGUGGUGAUCCAUGCAUUGCUUUAAGUGUUGACGCCAUGUAUCUCGCCACAGCAGAUGAUCGCGGUACUGUGCAAGCGCUCUCCAGAGAGAUGGAUGAGCAGGCCGAGGACGGUGGUGUGAUAUACGCACUCUCGAUGCGGUCGGUAAAGGGUGUCCUCAUGCCUGACUUAUAUAGCCAGGUCCUCGCACAUCUGCAGCUGCGCCUGCCUGUCUCAGUACGCUCCGAUAUCGUCCUUGGGCCGGCCACUGCCCUUCGCAGGGAGGUCACUUUCUUCGAUUAUGCCGUGAUCUUCCAGAGGCGUUACUGGGCUUCUUCGAGAACAAACAGCCGGGCAAAUGCGCUUAUCGCCGUAGCUGCUGAACAUGGCCAGUAUACAGUUGGAGAGCUCACUACCAUCAUUGGCAUAUCUCAGCCUGAGCUCCCUCUCAUACGACUCGGACAUGUUCGAUGGCUCGUGCGUGCGCCGGCUGACGUCUCAACAGACAGUCGAUGGAAAGCAAUUCUCAACUACCGUGUUUGCCUCUGGUUACCCGACGAAUACGCCGCCGAGACCAGUCUCAUUCAACUUGAUGAAAUACUAGGUCAUGUUGUGAUCACCGACGCAAGAGUCGAUGGUGUCCGGAGAUGGGUAUCAAUCAUCGCUACGCGGAAUGGGUCCUUCCGCACUGGCGCUGUAUGA